Messenger RNA from Acinonyx jubatus (cheetah), 9392 nucleotides. Its product is annotated as protocadherin beta-4. The transcript has a single exon. Gene Ontology annotation, molecular function: calcium ion binding. NCBI's taxonomy places the organism in Eukaryota, Metazoa, Chordata, Mammalia, Carnivora, Felidae. Gene Ontology annotation, biological process: homophilic cell-cell adhesion. The coding region runs from base 4165 to 6552 and encodes 795 amino acids. Gene Ontology annotation, cellular component: plasma membrane. The record is from RefSeq and is a predicted model, not a curated record.
ACAAAAUAAGUGCAAGACUUGUACACAACAAAGCAUCAUUGAAAGAAAUUAAAGCUGACUUAAAUAAAUGGAAAGUGUUCAUGGACUGGAAGACUCGACAUUGUUGAAAUGAUGAUACCUCCCAAAUUGCCAAAUUGGUCUACAGGUUCAAUGCAAUCCCUAUCAAUAUCCCAGCCAGAUUUGUUUUGUUUUUUUUUUUGAAAUUGGCAAAUUGACCUUAAAAUUCAUAUGGAAAUAUAGGGGACCCAGAAUAGCCAAAAAGUCUUUGAAAAAGAACAACAGAUUUGGAAGACUCAUACUUCCUGAGUUUAAAGAUGUAUUGUGAGGCACACAUUAGAUGUUUGAAAUUUUUGAUACAUUAAACAUAUAAUCUCUUUAUUUAGUAUGUCCUACAAGGAAUUAUUAGAAAUUGUCUUAGAUUACAUCAUAAAUUUCUCAAGCCAAAUUCUCAUUAUUCACAUAUCUCCUUUCUAAAUUUGCAUUUCAAUACAUGUGAUAAAAAUAUCUUAUAGAUUUAGUUUGGAAUUUUAGCUGAUAUUAAUAAUAAUUUUAGUUUGCUUUCACCAGUGAGCUGUAUUGUUUGUUUUAUAGUUAUUUCACUCAAAUGGCAAGCCUGAGGUAUCUAAUUUAUCUAUCUAGUAGAAACAAAUCUCAAAAAUUUAUAAGACUUUCUUACAAAAUCCACAAACCAUCAAUAUUAACCAAUUAUUAAUGUUAGUUUAAUAUUUUGAAAUAAUAUUAUUAAAGUGCAAUUUAAGGAACUAAAAAUACUAAUUAAAAUCUAAUACCUAUUUCACCAAUUAAUUUCUUUCUCUCAACAAUUAAUGUUCAAGUUCCUUCUACUUUCCCCCUUAAAAACAGCCCUCAAGCCAUCAUGAAGUUUGAAAAAAUUCUUACUUUUUUUUAAAACAAGUGAGAGUAUUCAAAACUUCAGAGUAUGGAUUUUGCAUUUUGAAUUUUCCAAAGGUAUUAUUCAAAUACCUUUAAAAUGAUUUUUACCUUUUCUUCAAUGAAAUUUAAAGUUCUUGCCUAUAUUUUACCAGGGAGAUAUUAAAACUAUUCUCUCUCUCUUUGUAUACUCAAAAUGGAAAAAAUACUUUAAAUGUCAUAUUUCAGGUCCUGCAAAAGUUGUGUAAAUUGUUGUAUGAAUCCUUCAGAAUGGAUAAUGCAACUUUCCUGACUGGAAUAGAAUGGUUUUUUGGGUGAUCAUUAUUUAUAUCAUUAACUCCUCCUCCAUGCAGGGAAAAUAUAAUAGGCUGUUUUUAAAUUUAGCAGUUUAUUUGGGGGGAAUAAUCUAUGAUGUAAUAUGUUAGACUGUCCUUUUGGGCCAUCUUUCUUGAUUUUAACUUCACAUACUAAUAACGUUUCAAAAGAGCAUACAUAGAUAUCUUUUUCUCCAAUAAUUAAGGCUAUAGGGAAUUCAUUAAAUAUGUCAUUCUUAAUUUUUAUUUUUUACCUAAUUAAUGGUCACAACAAAGCACUAUUAGUUUCCCCUCCAAUUCCUAAGUUUUGUAAGCACCUCUUUUUGCUGGUUUCUAACUCUAAAGGAAGACAGACCAUCUUGAAGAUGGUCAUCUUAGGUUAACUACAAACUUGAACAUAAAUAUAUCUCACCUAUGAUGUCUAUGUACCCAAGACUUAAAUUUGGAUCUACAUUAUCUAAAAAGUUGCCCACUUCUCCAAUUCCACUUAUGUAGAUAAGAGAAUAGAUUCUGGAGCCACACACAAACAACAGUUUGAAUCCCAGCUCUGCCAUUUCAUAUGAUGUGUGAUUAUUGGUAGGUUAUUUAAACCUAAAUUUCUUCAUCUAUAAAAUGCAGAUGAUAAGAGUGUCCACCUCAUAAGUUUGUUGGGAGAUAAAAUGAAUUAAUAUAUGUAAUUGCUUAGAGUAUUACAUAGAAUGGCAUAUAGAGACACAUUUGUGUUCAUAUUAUCUAGAUUUCAUUUGCUUUGGAUUGACAAAAGGAACUGAAAAGAGUUGGUUUGCAAUACUGUUUGAAUGUCAACAAAUAGGAAUAAGCAAAUUAAAUAUAGUUUGAGAUUUGUUCUGAACACUUUAAUUUGAAUCUAACUAGAACUUCAUUAUUAUAUUGUAUACAAUUUGCUCUUUGUUUUGCCCAGGAUAUUUGUUUUCCAUUUAUAUCUAAAAUAAUAUUCUUGCUUUUUAUUCUUUUCAGUAUUUAUUUCACUUAAUGUUCAUAUAUAUAUUGUAUCUCCUCUGAUUUGCCUUAAAUGUAAAAGAAUUCUAAAGUGUAUUAAUGUUAUUAUUGCCAAUGCUGUAUCUCUUAUAGGAAUUCAUUAAUAGAACUAGACUCAAAGUAAAUUUAAUUGAAUAGUACUUAGCAUGUACUAUACUCUCAUCUCUGAGAAUUCUAUAUUUAUUUUCAGAUGUGUUCAUGGCUGCAUAUAUGAUCUGGCAAUAAUCUUACGUAUAUAGAAACAUGAUCAUUAGAGUGGAUUAAUUUAUUUAUUCAACUGAUAUUUUUUAAUGAUCACCAUAAUCCAGGCUUCUUUCAAAAAUAUUUUUUAGGUUUAUUUAUUUUUGAGAGAGAGAGAGAGAGAGAGAGAGAACACACGAACAAGGGAGAAGUGGAGACAGAGAGAGAGAAUCCCAAGCAGGCUCUGCACUCACAGUGCAGAGCCCAAUGCGGGGCUUGAGCUCCCAAAUCGAAUCACCACCUGAGCCAAAAUCAAGUGUCAGACACUUAACCAAGGUGCCCCCAAAAAUAUUUUUAUAAUACUUUCUGUCACUAACAGAAUCUAAGAUUAUCAUGCUUUUAAAAUAACUCAUUCUACAUGAAUUAUAAUUUAUUAAGUUAAUUAAGUAAUUAAAUAAAAUGACAGGGUAUUUAAGGAGGGGAAAUCCCAUAUGUGCCAAGAUAAAUGGCACUCCACUUAAUAUACUAAUUGUAACCAACAAACUGGUUAACUGUAUCUCAGUUAACUUACUGUAUCAGGGCAAUUACAAUAGCUGCACACUGUGCUGGAACCCAUUUUAUAAAUACGUUUCUUCUCUUUAUGAUAUAUGAAUAGACAAGGCCUGAGGCACCCUUUGUUCACAGAUUAAAAUGUUUUAAAUCAAGAUUUCCUAUCCACCCCCUACCCCGCAGUGAGUUGGUUGAAGAAUAUAGUAUCUGGGAUACAAAGGAUGAAUAUGCUAAGAAGCAGACAUAAAAUAUAGAUACUAUCUAACAAAGUAAGCUUAAACUUAAACCCUUUAUCUUAACAAAAUAUUAUGAUUUUUAUUCACUUGAUUUUGUCUUUAUAUUAUCCUGCUAAUAGUCAAGUAGAGUAAUCAAAUCCUAUACCCUUCAGUUUCCUUAUCGGUAAAACCCCUUUCAUUUACUCUCCAAGUCUAUUACUUGGAGAGAAGAGAAUCAAAUUCUAAUACUUUUUUAUUCCUUCUGAAUUUAAUGUGGGUUCACACUGUAAAAGGAUUCAUAACAAAUCAAGAUGCCUCUUCAUUCAACUAUAUUACUAUUUGUACCAGUGUAGCGACAUAGAAACUUUCCUUUGAAAAAUAGUCUCCCUGAGACCUUGUGAUACAGAACACCUUAACAAGCUUUUGCAUCAUCAUUAAUUCCUCACAUACUUGGAAAUAAACAAAUGUAACUAUUAUGAAUUAUAAUGUUAUGAGAAUUUAUCUCCCCUGGUUAGAUUAUGCAAAGGGAAAAUGGAAUUCUUUGAAGUUACACUGAUUAGAAUGUGGGGAGAUCAGUGUAUCCUCCUGCUUUGUGCUCACAAUUACUCUAGCUCAUGCAAUAUAAUGAAGUAACCUUAUAUAUUGUGCAAUUGGAUGGAAUAACAAGGUUUGUAAAAGUUAUAUACACCUUAAAAAAUAGUUUACAUUUGGACCCUUAAAAAAAUAUGCUUUGACUUGAAAAUAUUAAUUUCCCAAUCAAGACGCAGGGUGGCGCUGCAGGCUAAGACUGUGAAUAAAGAGCUGUAAAAAGCUCCGUAUUCCUUUGUUGCAAAAAGGAAUCAAAUACACGGAAGAAGCUUUGCCAGCCAUACUGGGUUACCGGCGAGUUUGGGCUGCGAUAAACGAAUUUAAGAUUAAAGGCAACUUUAUGAGGAUUCUACCAAACAAGAAACCAGAAUUUAGUAUCUCCAGUUUUUUUGUGGUUGCUAGGAAGGUUUGGAUGUAAGCGCCCGGACUCCAACAUGAAGACGCCAGAGAGAAUUCAACCAAACAGGCAAGUGGUGGCCUUUAUUUUGAUGGUGUUCUUGUCCCAGGCUUGCCCUGAGCCUAUUCGUUAUUCUGUGAUAGAAGAAACAGAGAGUGGCUCCUUUAUAGCCCAUCUGGCCAAAGAUCUGGGCCUGGGAAUUAGGGAACUGACCGCUAGGUCAGCCCGGGUGGUGUCUGACGAUGACAAGCAGCGCUUGCAACUGGAUCGUCAGACUGGAGAUUUGCUUUUGAGGGAGAAAAUAGACCGGGAAGAACUAUGUGGCUCUGUUGAACCGUGUGUACUGCAUUUCCAAGUGUUGCUGGAAACGCCGGUGCAAUUUUUUGAAGGAGAAUUAUCAAUCCAGGACAUAAAUGACCACUCCCCAGUAUUCCCGACUGGGGAAAUGCUCUUGAAAAUACCGGAGAACAGCCAGCCAGGGACUCUGUUUCCGUUGAAAUUAGCUCAGGAUUUGGAUGUGGGUAGCAAUGGCCUUCAAAAGUACACUAUCAGCCCCAAUUCUUAUUUUCAUGUUCUAACUCGAAAUCAUAGUGAGGCCAAGAAAUACCCAGAUUUGGUGCAGGACAAAGCGCUGGAUCGAGAGGAGCAGCCUGCGUUCAGCUUAACCCUCAUAGCACAGGAUGGUGGAUCUCCACCUAAGUCUGGCACCAUCACAGUGCGAAUCCUGAUCACAGACGUCAAUGACAAUGCUCCAGAGUUUGUGCACACCCCAUAUGAAGUACAGGUCUUGGAAAACAGCUCCCUAGAUUCCCCAGUACUUAGUGUCUCAGCUAAAGAUAUAGAUUCUGGAAACUUCGGGAGUGUUUCCUAUGGCUUUUUCCAAGCAUCAGAUGAAAUUAAACAAACUUUCUCAAUUAAUGAAGUCACAGGAGAAAUCCGACUGACAAAGAAAUUGGAUUUUGAACACAUUAAAUCUUACCACGUAGAAAUUGAGGCCAUAGAUGGCGGAGGCCUUUCUGGAAAAGGCACUGUAGUCAUACACGUGGUGGAUGUGAACGACAAUGCCCCUGAGCUUACAAUAUCUUCACUCACCAACUCCAUCCCAGAAAAUGCUCCUGAGACUGUAGUGUCUAUCUUCAGAAUUCGAGAUAGAGACUCUGGAGACAAUGGCAAGAUGAUUUGCUCUAUUCCAGAUAAUCUGCCGUUCCUUCUGAAACCGACUUUCAAGAAUUUCUACACGCUGGUAACAGAGAGUCCCCUCGACAGAGAGAGCAGAGCCGAAUACAACAUCACUAUCACCGUCACUGACUUAGGGACCCCCAGGCUGAAAACGCAGCACAGCAUAACCGUGACGGUCUCCGACGUCAACGACAACGCCCCCGCCUUCAGCCAAACCACCUACACCCUGCGCGUCCACGAAAACAACAGCCCCGCCCUGCACAUCGGCAGCGUGAGCGCCACGGACAGGGACUCGGGCGCCAACGCCCAGGUCACCUACUCGCUGCUGCCGCCCGCGGACCCGCAGCUGCCCCUGGCCUCCCUGGUGUCCAUCAACGCGGACAACGGGCAGCUGUUCGCGCUCAGGUCCCUGGAUUACGAGGCGCUGCAGGCGUUCGAGUUCGGCGUGCGCGCGGCCGACCGCGGCUCGCCCGCGCUCAGCAGCCAGGCGCGGGUGCGCGUGCUGGUGCUGGACGACAACGACAACGCGCCCUUCGUGCUGUACCCGCCGCAGAACGGCUCUGCGCCCUGCACCGAGCUGGUGCCCAGGGCGGCCGAGGCGGGCUACCUGGUGACCAAGGUGGUGGCGGUGGACGGCGACUCGGGCCAGAACGCCUGGCUGUCGUACCAGCUGCUCAAGGCCACGGAGCCCGGGCUGUUCGGCGUGUGGGCGCACAACGGCGAGGUGCGCACGGCCCGGCUGCUGAGCGAGCGCGACGCCGUCAAGCACAGGCUGGUGGUGCUGGUCAGGGACAAUGGCGAGCCGCCGCGCUCGGCCAGCGUCACGCUGCACGUGCUGCUGGUGGACGGCUUCUCGCAGCCCUACCUGCCGCUCCCGGAGGUGGCGGCGGCCGAGGCGCGGGCCGACCCGCUCACCGUCUACUUGGUCGUCGCCUUGGCGUCCGUGUCGUCGCUCUUCCUGUUCUCGGUGCUGGUGUUCGUGGCGGUGCGGCUGUGCAGGCGGAGCCGGGCGGCGUCUGCGGGUCGCUGCUCGGGGCCUGAGGGCCACUUUCCGGGCCACCUGGUGGACGUCAGCGGCGCGGGGACGCUGUCCCAGAGCUACCAGUAUGAGGUGUGUCUGACGGGAGACCCUAGGACCGGUGAGUUCAAAUUCCUGAAGCCGAUAUUUCCCAACCUCUUGGUUGAAGACACUGAGAGAGAAAUAAAAGAAAACCCCAACUGCAGGAAUAGCUUUGUAUUCAGUUAAGGAUUGUAUUUGGUCAAGUCAGCCUCUCCUUAAUUUUGGUCAACCUAACUCCCAUUGCAACACCUUUCUUUUAAAAAAAAUUUGUUGUCUAAAUAUGUACACCUCUAUUCCAACCUAUGCGUGUCCCUGAUUGUGCCAAAUUUUUCUUUUAUUAAUAUUCAUUGGACUUGGCAUUUUUAGUUAACUGAUUAAGUAUGUAUAUUCUCCAUAUUUGACCUUCUCUUGGUGAUUAAUCUUUCCAUAACUAUAAAUUACUCAAGUAGCAUAAGAAGAAAUUUUAUUUAAAUCGACUUCUUAAUGUCUUAAAGCUUUUAUGUAAUUAUGCAUUUCUCUAUAUUUGUGGUGUUUGUCUUUACCGUUAACUUUAUCUGUAGAGUGUUUGAAAUACCUAGGCUUUGUUCAUUGCUCUCCAGGCUCCUCCCUGAAUAACCAUAAGCAUAUAACUUAUUUGCUUCUCUCAGAUUGUACAUAAACAUGCACUUCCAUUAAAAUAUUAAUACACUAAAAUUGUGACUUUCUGUUGUGCACACCAUGUAUGCUAGAAUUUAAAAAAUGUAUUUGAUCGAUACUUACAUGGUACACUGAAUGUAUUCCAUAAAUACUAAUAAUAAAUUUUAAAAAUUAUUCUCAUAAAUAAUUGAAGAGAAAAUCUUCUAUAAUUUGGUAUCAGGUUCACUAAACAAAACUAAGUCACUACUUGGUAAAAUCCUUUAUAACUAUUUCAGAACCUUAAAUACACCUUAGAUCCUUUCAAAGGAUGCAAAACAGGAAAGGCAUCAUUACUUCCUUGUCCUUCCUUUUCCUCUGUAAAUAAAAGUUCAAGAAUAAUGUAUAUUUCUUUUGGUUUUCCUGCAGCUUCUCCUCACCUUUCAAAAGAAAGAAUUUCUUCUGAGUUUCUCUUAUCCUAUUCAGGUUUGAGUAUUGGCUGGUACAAGAUUUUCACUUUAAAUUACUUUGCAGACAUGAACAUCUGUUAUCAACCAAAUAAUUAUUUACCUUUGAUGUCCAAGUUAUCUUCUCUUCAAUGUAGCUUUGAGGUAUUUUAUUUCAAUUUAUCAGUUUUAUGUUAAACUUUCAUUGUAAGAAAUAAGCAUUAUUUUGCCAUUUUGGACAAUAAGAACAGAAAUAGAAAUUAAAUAAGAAUGAACUUAUCUUAAGUGUCAUUGUUUUAUGUUGUGUUCAGUAAGCCUAGUAAGCUGAUCAUGUGGUUUCCAACUAAAUUUAUAUGGAUAUAAGUAUAAGACCUCUUAGUUGAACUUUUGGUACAAUGUGAGCAAUUAAAGAGUCUGUUUCAUAGUCUAAAUAUUUUUAAAUCUCAUGGGUCAUUCUACUGGAAUUUAAUUACUUGUACUUAUUAACCUUGAAUUACUUUUUUCUCUAAGGGUAAAGUGACAUAAAAAGGGGAAUUACUGGUUAAGUUAUUCUUGAAACAUAACUUUUAGCCUUCAUCCAGUCUAAAAAUUGAAAUGAGAAAGCAAUAAAAAUGAGAACAAAAUUAAGCACAAGUAUAUAUGGACAUAAAUUUGGUAGUCAACUUUAACAACUACUGAUUAGCUAUUAUAUGAAUAGCUUUAUGUAUGGUGACAAGAAAUCUGACUGAAGCUUUCACCAGUGUAUUUCACCAUUAUGAAAAUCCAAGUUGACUUUCCCUCUCUCUCUCUUUUUGUUUAUGUCACGAAAUUCCCAAUUGUAUAAUUGCCCAAAUGAGACUGGCUAAAUAAACACCCAGAACCCACCUUUAUGAAUUUGUAGGUAAAUUUGUGAAUUACUUUGUAUAUUAUUUUAUGGAUUUCUGUAUGUAUUCAUAAAGCACAGAUCAUUCUUUACCAUAAAGCAUAGGUCAUUCCUUACACCAGACUUUGAAAAUCAGUCAUUACAAUUUAGUAGUAAAUAUGAUCCAAAUAACUUGCACAAAUGCCUACAGUAGAAAAAUUGGCCAGUUCUAUUGUUGCAAAACAAAAAUAAAGAAUGGAGGCCAAAUAUCUUGAUAAUAUUGUUCAUUUCAAUUCUAUGUUUCUCACAUGUUUCUGUUAUAAGUGCAUACUUUUCCCAGUGUUAUUGAUAAAUAAUUGAGAAAUAAUUUCAUUAUUAAUAAUAUUAAUAAUUUUCAUUGAUAAAUAAUUUACAGCACUGUAAAUUUAAGGUGUACAGCAUGAUGCUUUGAAUUACACAUAUUGUGAAAUGAUUACCACAAUAGGUUCAGCUAACUUCUGUCUUAUACAUACAUCUUUUACAGUUACUUUACUGUUUUUAGGCACAGCAUAUAGUCAGUUUAACAUAUGCUGUUUUGGGGGCAGAAAUUUUACUGAAGGCAUUGUAUAGGACUUUACAACCACUUUAAGGACCCCUCUUCCUUUACUACCAAAGUUACAAAAUACAGAUUUUAAAAAGCCUGAGGUUAAAAGUUAUACACUUAUUUGGUGGAAUUCUGCUUACAGGUAGACUGGAUGUAUUAUCUAACAGCAGAAACAACCACAAAAACUCGUUAAAAUUCAGAAAUUAUCUGUUUGAAGCAACAGACAGCAGGUGUUAUAAUAAGAACAGAAAGGGCUAAGAUUUCUGAAAAGGAGAAUCCUUUAGUUGUGAACUGACUUCUACAGUCGAUUUGCCCUGAGGAAAUUUGUCUUAGAACAGACAAAAGGCUUUUGCUAGGGGUAGAGCACAUUCAUUAGCCUUCCGCAGACUGGAAGAUUCAAGCUCAAGGCCAGUUUUCCCCUCAGGAUAGUUGUCAAACUCAGGGACAUUCCAUUUAGUCUUUUAGAAGACUAAAAACCUAAGUAAAAAAAAAAAUCUCUGAAUAGCAGAGUGCACUUUUGAUAGUCUUGAUGCAUCAAGAUUAG